ACGAGUUUAGGCCUUUUGCAAUGAAAGGUAUCGCCAAACUCGUAAUUUUGUUUUUUGUUUCUACUUUCAUCAAAAGAGGAGAUUCAAGAGGUUGUAUUCCGCACGUGAUUGAGAAUAUAUCAACAGACAUAUGUUCCUCUGAAAUAUCAAUAAAAUGGAAGCCUCAUACUGCUGGAAUUCCCUACACAAUCACCAUCCGUCCAAUCAACAACAGUUUAUCAUUAAAAUAUGAAGAUACAACUGUUCCAAAAAGCACAACGUUACAAGUUUUGCGUGUUCAGUUAAGCGAAAAUACUGAAUAUGAAUUGGACAUUACAGGUUGCCCAACACGAACUUUUGUAACAGGGAAAGAUAUAAAUCCACCCUCUGGAAUUCUAUAUCCGCAGUUCCAAAAUAUGGGACUUGGGAAAUUGUGCAACGUUCAAACUGUUACGUUAUCAAAUGACUUUGACAGCCUAAGAAUUACGGUAACAUCCAGUCCUCGUCGUAAGUCUUUACGUCUAAAUGCUCCAGCACCUAAAGAUCAGAUACGAGUAUUCAAUGCUACACGUGAUGAUAGAAGUUUUCUUUUUACAACCGAGCCCAAUAAAGUUUACAAAUCUUUUGUACGAGCAAUUAAUUGUGGAGGACCGGGUCUGUCCUACAGAGCGGAAGGAUUUUGCAAAACUGAUAGCGCUGUUCCAGAGGCUGUUUCAACUCCUGUGCUGAUAUACAGCAGCAGCGCAAACGAACUGUAUAAAAUUAAAUUGUAUCCGGCAAAUGAAACCAACGGCCCAGUAAGCUGUUACUUCAUUCUUGUACACGGUCAUCAUAAUUCGGAGACAGAGGCAAGCAGCUUGCCAAGUGUUUUUGACACUGAAAGCCCAUUUUCUAGCAAUCACAAUAUUGCAAAAUCAAGGAAGGAAUUCCCUAACGAUGUCACGUACAUUGCGGCUGCAAUACCGAGCCAAAAAAUGAAGACACCUUAUAUAGAAGUUAAUCUUGGAGAUAAUUCAACCACUGCUUGCGACGCAAUGAGUGUUCUCAGACCAGAUCCAUUAAAAAUACCUGACACAGAAAAUAUAAAACAACAUAUCUUUGAAGGACAGAAUUUUGCGUUACCGAGAAAUAUGACUUUUAGGUUUGCUGUUGUUUUAUCGACGCCGAUUUCAUUGCCAGAUGGAGUAGCGUACAAAGCAAGCCCUGUUGUCUUGUUUCAGACCGCUGCAACCAAACACACGAUGAUUGUUAAAAAUACACUACUUUCCGAAAGGAAUACGACGACUGUGGUUAUCACUACAUCCCCAUCUACAUUCACUACUGGAUUAGUUGUGGGGAUCUUAGUGUUUGUUAUCGCUGCGUUCGUAAUAAGUAUCAUAAUUACGAAAAAGAGAAAACGUGCACGAGGAAGACAGCAAAAAAGCAAACCCAAUACGAUAUAUAAUGCACCGUCAACAGUAAGAAAAACAGACGACCGUUUCCGGCCCGAAUUGCCAAAUCUACCAGUUGCUGUGGAACAAUCACGUUCUACUGAAGAUAAUAUGACGGUGGAAAUGAAAUCAUUCAGACCCACAGAAAAACAUCUUUACGCAAGCAUGAAACCAGUUCCAUCUCACUCGUAUGAAAAUUUAGGUAAAGCAUGUUCCAGUCAUUAUGAAAUACCACUAUCUCCACAAGAACGCUUGGAACACAAUUCGGGAUUUCCCUUAACUGUACAUUGCUAUGAUACUGUUUACGAAUCUAAUCAAGACGAGGAUUGCGAGUACUUCACCAUUGAUGCAUGAUUAUGAGAACUUUGCCAUUGACCCAUGACCAUAAAUUAUCUUGGUAGUUUUAAAACAGUUUGAAAAAAAUAUUCAUACAAAAUGAAGAUUAUGUACAGAGCAAAUGAAGAAUUGAUUAAAAUUUAUCGUAUUGAUUAGUGAAAAUUUUUUAUUUUUUAUCAUGCAUGUUCAUUAGGGUUACCAACAAGAUUAUGCAACAAUAUUAAAUCAUUGCGGGGUUUUAUGAUCUUUUCAAUUUCAUUCAAUUAUAUCACCACCAUCUUGAAAUUAUUGAAGAAUUGUGCUAACGCGAAUGCAUAUUGCCAAUCUGCUCACCAAGCUAAAUUUUAUUUAAAUGACCAUAUACCCUCAUGCAAUGGCCAUAUUAAUAUCAUGAAACUUUGCACAUUGAAAUAAAACAGGACACCCGGUCAUACACCUAAUGACCCGCCAAUUAUAAUACAUACGUGAAAUAAUUUUAUACAACUCCACAUUGUGGGUAAUUUCUAUUUGUUAUGAUAUCUAUUCGCCACUUAUUUGAGAAAAAUUGAACUGUCGUUAAUAGGAAAGUAACCAUUAACACAUACCAUUCGCACUAUCCGUUUACGUUUUUCCUUUUGCGUAUUUUCCCUUUGAAACGUUUGUGCCGCAAGUUAUGAAACACACAUCUGCCUAAUAGUUUUCUGCCGCCCUAACAGUGUUUAAAACGAUAGAAUGCAGAAUUUGAUGCUUCUUGCCAAGUUGGUUGUGAUUUCAUAUAUUACAAUUUAGACAUUUAAAUUGUUACAAACCUUAGUCGAAGAAGAUUCAGUUAAAAUAAAUUUAUAUGUAUGAUAAGAGUUUUAUGAUUUUAACGUGUUGUGCAGAAAAAUAAAUGCUUAUACAGAAGUUUAAUAAGGGAUUGUAAUUUAUACUGAUUAACACGUGAAUUGUUUG
Molecule: messenger RNA, 2678 nt
Organism: Styela clava
Lineage: Eukaryota; Metazoa; Chordata; Ascidiacea; Stolidobranchia; Styelidae
Source: RefSeq, a predicted model, not a curated record